AUGAGCCCGCUCGAGACCCCGCUCCCCAUCCCCUCGCCUGACAAAACGCCCGCCUCCUUCGGAAUGACGCGGGACGUGGGGCCGGAGGAUGAGCUGCCCGACUGGGCAGCCGCCAAAGAGUUUUACCAGAAGUACGAUCCCAAGGACGUCAUUGGCAGAGGAGUGAGCUCCGUGGUCCGCCGGUGCGUCCAUCGAGCUACCGGCCAUGAGUUUGCGGUGAAGAUCAUGGAAGUGACCGCCGAGCGGCUGACCCCUGCCGUCUCGGGUGGAGAGGCCCCGGUGACCCAUAGCCGCCCCCUGGCACCUGCCUCUCUGCCUCUUUCCCCAGUCACUCUCAUCGAUUCCUACGAGUCUUCUAGCUUCAUGUUCCUGGUGUUUGACCUGAUGCGGAAGGGAGAGCUGUUUGACUACCUCACAGAGAAGGUGGCCCUCUCCGAAAAGGAGACCAGGUCCAUCAUGAGGUCUCUCCUGGAAGCCGUGAACUUCCUCCACGCCAACAACAUCGUGCACCGAGACCUGAAGCCCGAGAACAUUCUCCUCGAUAAUGACAUGCAGAUCCGGCUUUCCGACUUUGGGUUCUCCUGCCACUUGGAACCCGGGGAGCGCCUGCGAGAGUUGUGUGGGACCCCAGGGUAUCUAGCUCCAGAGAUCCUCAAAUGCUCGAUGGAUGAAACCCACCCAGGCUAUGGCAGGGAAGUCGACCUCUGGGCCUGUGGGGUCAUCUUGUUCACACUCCUGGCCGGCUCACCACCGUUCUGGCACCGGCGCCAGAUCCUGAUGCUGCGGAUGAUCAUGGAGGGCCGCUACCAGUUCACUUCGCCCGAGUGGGACGACCGUUCCCGCACGGUCAAAGACCUGAUCGCAAGGCUGCUGCAGGUGGAUCCGGAGGUCCGGCUGACGGCCGAGCAGGCUCUGCGCCACCCCUUCUUUGAGCGCUGUGAAGGCAGCCAGCCCUGGACCCUCAGCCCCCGCCAGCGCUUCCGGGUGGCAGUGUGGACAGUGCUGGCUGCUGGGCGAGUGGCCUUAAGUGCCCACCGCAUCCGGCCCCUGACCAAGAGUGCCCUGUUGAGGGAUCCGUAUGCCCUGCGCCCAGUCCGGCGCCUCAUCGACAGCUGCGCCUUCCGGCUCUAUGGGCACUGGGUGAAGAAGGGGGAGCAGCAGAACCGGGCAGCCCUCUUCCAGCACCGCCCCCCUGGGCCGUCCCACCUCUCGGGGCCGGAAGAGGAAGGGGUCUCGGCGGCUGUCCUGGAGGAUGAGGGGCUGCUGGCAUUGGGCUAGGACCUCGGGGUGCCGAACUCCCCACGAGGACUUGCCGCAGUCCAGCCCCUGUGGGCCCUGGGCUCCAGCCCUCAUGCCUGGCUAGGCCUACCACUGACCAUGCCGUUAUCAUAAAGACCUACUGUAUACCUACGGCGCUCACCAGGACUGAGACAGCUGGAAGAGGGGCAGGGAGCACCGGGCUGUCACGCCUGACCUUGCCAGUGCUGCCCAUCCUCCACAGGAAAUAAAGUCUGCUCCGUGCCAGG
Echinops telfairi (small Madagascar hedgehog) is the source of this 1526-nucleotide messenger RNA. It is a transcript of the gene PHKG2, whose product is annotated as phosphorylase kinase catalytic subunit gamma 2. Gene Ontology annotation, cellular component: phosphorylase kinase complex. Bases 1 to 1278 code for a protein of 425 amino acids. The record is from RefSeq and is a predicted model, not a curated record. Lineage: Eukaryota; Metazoa; Chordata; Mammalia; Afrosoricida; Tenrecidae. Gene Ontology annotation, molecular function: phosphorylase kinase activity; ATP binding; calmodulin binding. Gene Ontology annotation, biological process: protein phosphorylation; glycogen biosynthetic process. The transcript has 10 exons.